Messenger RNA from Aegilops tauschii subsp. strangulata, 2651 nucleotides. RefSeq lists its product as uncharacterized. Lineage: Eukaryota; Viridiplantae; Streptophyta; Magnoliopsida; Poales; Poaceae. The record is from RefSeq and is a predicted model, not a curated record.
CGUUCCGUUCCGUUGGUUCGCGCCAACGAAGGGAUGCUGCUGCUCCACGGCGCCAGACCGGCGCCGGCGGCCGCCGCCGUCCCGAUCCCCUCCUUCUCCGCGGCGCCGGCGCCGUCUUACACCAGUAGGAUCCCCAUACCCUCCUCGUUCUCCACCGCGGCCCGCUGCUCCGUCGGCAACCUCUCGCCGGUCCAGUUCGAGCCCCUCCGCGCCGACGCCGGCCCCGAUCCCGAUCCCCCCUUCUCCCAAGACGGCGUCGGAGUUUGCGCGGCCACCGUCGACGGCGAGCAGCAAGAACACGAGCAGCAGACGCGCGACGGGGGGAAGGAUGGGGACGACAAGGGGGGCGGCAUCAACGUGCCGCGCCAGCGCUACAUCGCCGUCCCCAAGGCGGCGCUGCUCGACGCCGCCCUCUCCCUCUUCCCCUCCCCGACCGCCGCCGAAGACUUCAGGCGAUUCGCGAGGUGCUUGGACGCGGUCCUGCACGCGGAGCACAAGGAGACGCUCGAGCAGAUGCGCGCCUACUACAUGCUCCCGGACGAGGAGGACGAGGAGAAGGGGCCUGGCAAAGCCUCCGGCGGCAACCGGGCGUCGUCAUCGAUGAACGGCAGGGGCUCCGGGCUCUUCGGCAUGUCCCAGGACGGCGGCGAUGACGACGACGACAGGAUGUCGUUUCUCUCCAGAAGCCUGGACUGGAAGACUCUGCUCGGCUUAUCACCGGAUCCAGCUCCCAUAUCUCCCACCAGGGUUGCCUUUGCGACCCAUUUCCAGCGCGCCUUCAUGAACCUCCUGCGCAACGCACAGUUUGAAGAGCUCUCUGCCCAGGACCUGCUCCUGACCUACUCCCUCAACAGCGAUUACCUCCUGACGCUGCCAGUUUACGUCGACUGGAAGAAGGCAGCCGAGUCUAAUGCCAUCAUAUUCCGGCGUGGGUAUUCGACCGAGAGCCAGAAGGGCCUACUGUUGGUAGAGAAACUUGAUUACCUGCAGUCGAAACUGUUGCAGAAUAUUUUCUUCAGCCUUUCCAAACCCUUGGGGAACCUGGGGAAAUGGACCAAUGAGGCAUUGAAAAAAUCGACAGGGAGCCCGGGAUUUCAGAUCUGGAUUGACAAAUUGAAGCUCUGGCUGAAAGAGCAGACUUAUGCAGAGAACUCACUGUUGCUGAUAGAAAACUAUUCUCGGGGCAACCUUACGCCAGAUCAAUUACCAGAUGCGGAUCUUCCUAUUUGGAUUGCUGCACAGAGGGCAGUCUCUCGUUAUGAAGGAUUUCUUUCACCUGUCGGUCCUCGUGGCAGACUCCUAAGAAGAGUGCUUACAUGGACAGGAUUAAUUCCUUCUCUACCAGAGGCAACACUGAAAUCUGAUACUGAAGCAAAACAAUCUGAAGGCUAUGUGAGGCCAAAUUUUCUGCCUAGAAUUACCCUUGCAAACAUAUGGGAGCCAGCAAGCAGAGAAGCUUGUGACAACAAUAUUUGGGAGAUAAUAAAAGCUUCUUUUGGCAUUUUAUUUGCCAAGUCUACUCUCCAGGAACCAGCAUUCGAAGAACUGAUCAUACUUUAUUCCGAUGAUUCUGCUCAAAGUAAUGAGAAGGAGAGCUCUGAGAUGCAGAUGCUGCCGCCGCAAUUGAAAAUUUACGAGAAAAUACCCAUCCCAGAUCUGCCAGUGGUUUUCCCUCACAAAAAGUUGUCAUUCCGCAUCCUUGAUACAGUAAGGCUUGAUAUAGCUACCGUUAUAGGAUUGUUGGCAUAUGUUGUCAACUACAAAUUUGAGAGUUUAGCCUCAUCUCCGUCAGCUUUCCUUCUUGAUCUAGCUGCUUUUACUGCACUUGCAAUACUCGUGUUCCGUGUGACUCUGGGAUACAAACAGACCAGAGAUAGAUACCAGCUUUUGGUCAAUAAGACGCUCUACGAAAAGACAUUAGCAAGUGGCUUUGGUUCAGUUUACUUUCUUCUUGAUGCUUCCGAGCAACAACAGUAUAAAGAAGCACUCCUGGCAUAUGCUAUGUUACUUGGCAGAAAUAAGGUGUCAUCUCGCGCAAGCAUCAGGGAUAUGUGCGAACAGUUUAUGUAUGAGAAGUUUAAUGCUAAGAUUGAAAUGCCUAUCGACAAAGCUAUGGAGACGCUGCUGCGGUUGGGUCUGGUGGUCGAGCUGUCGACUAACGGCAGCUCCUCCUCUGUAAUAGCUCUUCCCUGUCCAGACGCUUACGAGAUCCUCAAAAGCCGCUGGGAUAGUCUGCUGGAGCAUAAGACAUAGCAAGGGUGAUGAAACCUCGCUACAAAUCGAGUUUUGUUUGUAUAGCGGAAGGCAAAAUCUCAGUGUAGUCAAGUAUGUGGCCUCUGAUUUUGCUUGAUCUCUCCAAGGUGUACACCGGAGAAGUUGAAGGAAAAAUAUUCUACCGAAUUUCACAAAAAAAAAGGCACUUCUGCAUUUCCAACUUCGAGCCAAGGAGAAUAGCAGUUGUUGAUAGACAAUAUGAUCUCUCUGUGUGCAGACAAGUGGGAAUUUCUAGGAUAUGAAUUUGUGCAUAAGCUCAGUCCAAGAUUUGUAUAUAUUUUCGAGGUAUAUCUAUUUAUUCGGAAAAUGUUCAGCGUGCCAUACAUGCCACAAAGGGGAAUUUACCGAGAAUUACGCAUGGUUUUUGCCGGCUGAUA